CAAAUGCCUCCGGGAUGCCGGAGAUCUGUGUUUACCGUGCAAGCAUCAACAUUUCAUGGCAGCCUACGUAAUCUGCCACACCGAGACCCGUCACGCCCUCUAGGACCCUCCAUACGCGUACUGGUCUGGGACUGCGGAGCCUAGCUCCCCAGACCUGGGGUUGCAGAGCGGACCGUGAUGGCAAAGGUAUGGAACUGGGCCGGCAUUCUCGUAUCGCCGUGGUCAGGGUAUAUCAAACAACCACCCUUUUGUCCUGCAAACCCUGCAGUGGGUUGAAUGAUCCACAAGGUUCCCGUCGCUUUUAACCUUACCGUCAUAACCAAGUCAAGCAAAAGAUGGCAACCAUGACGAUGUCAGUGACAUCUGCAUCCAAGAGUCGAGAGCCUUCUCCCAAUCGAGGCAUGACAAUUCCGGAUCAUGUUGAGGCUGGAGAAGUGCAAAUGUCCCAGAACGAGUUCAGGACCAAAUACGGCAUUGAUGCGUCCAAACAGGUCAAGCUGGUCAAGGUGGUGUUCAUGCGAUAUCAGCAUCCUGACCUGCAAGAGAUCAAAAUUUUUAUGAAAGACUUUGGUCUCAAAAAGGUCAAAGAGACCGCCACCGACAUCUGGUUCCGUGGCUAUGGCGUCGAUCAGUACGUCUAUCACGUCCAAAAGGGACCAAAGAAGUUCCUCGGAGGCGCUUUUGAAGCUGAGAGCUACGAAGAACUGGGAAAGGCAAUCAAGAUUCCUGGAGCAAAAGUGCUGACCAAAGGAAUUGAGAAAAUGGAAAAUGCCCCAGGAGGAGGCUAUAUUGUCACAUUGGCCGACCCUGAAGGGUUUCCCAUCAACAUUGUUUAUGGACAAACUCCUCGUCAGGCCGAAUCCAUGCCCGCGAAACUGGCGUUCAAUCUUGAGAACGACAAACCUCGAGUCCGAGAAUUUGCUCGGUUCAAACCCGGACCAGCUGCUGUUCACAAGCUCGGCCACUAUGGUCUUGUCGUAGACAACUUUGACGCCGUGAUGGACUUUUACACCAAAAACUUCAACUUUGUUCCGUCCAAUGUUCUCUACACCAACGCGGACGGUAAGACGGUCAACGUGGGAAUGUUCGCCCACAUCGACCGCGGCGACGAUUUGGUCGACCACCACACCCUGUUUUGCGUCAAGCUCGCCCCGGGACAGGAGACGCCGCACGUCCACCACUGCAGCUUCGAGAUCCACGACAUGGACACGCAGGCCAUGGGCCACGACUGGCUGAUGAAGAAAGGAUACAAGCUCGUCUGGGGUCUGGGUCGGCACGUCCUCGGCUCCCAAAUCUUUGACUACUGGUGGGACGUGAAUGGAUUCAUGGUCGAACAUUACAUUGACGGAGAUGUGGUCAACAAGGAAACCCCGGUCGGGUUCCAUAGCGCCGAUAACGCCGUGGAUACUGCAUGGGGACCCGACGUGCCUAGCACGUUUCUCGAGUGAUAUUUCAUCCUCCUCGCAAGGGGCCGAUGGCAGUGAGUGCAAUUCGUCAUGUGUGGCGGUCUGCAGAGCAAUCGGGACAUUUCUGGGCUUGGUUACAGUCUUUUUCGCUAGGUAGUCCUACUAUUUACCAG
This is a messenger RNA of Exophiala oligosperma, 1579 nucleotides long. RefSeq lists its product as uncharacterized. Bases 336 to 1448 code for a protein of 370 amino acids. The record is from RefSeq and is a predicted model, not a curated record. Gene Ontology annotation, biological process: L-methylmalonyl-CoA metabolic process. Gene Ontology annotation, cellular component: mitochondrion. Lineage: Eukaryota; Fungi; Ascomycota; Eurotiomycetes; Chaetothyriales; Herpotrichiellaceae. Gene Ontology annotation, molecular function: methylmalonyl-CoA epimerase activity. The transcript has 5 exons.